This is a messenger RNA of Drosophila subobscura, 663 nucleotides long. It is a transcript of the gene ATPsynD, whose product is annotated as ATP synthase subunit d, mitochondrial. The record is from RefSeq and is a predicted model, not a curated record. Bases 33 to 569 code for a protein of 178 amino acids. The transcript has 2 exons. Gene Ontology annotation, molecular function: proton transmembrane transporter activity. Gene Ontology annotation, biological process: proton motive force-driven ATP synthesis. Lineage: Eukaryota; Metazoa; Arthropoda; Insecta; Diptera; Drosophilidae.
UCUUCGAACAAAUUUAAUAUUUGUGCUACAGAAUGGCCGCUCGCCGCAUCGCCCAAUCCUCCAUAAACUGGUCCGCUCUGGCCGAGCGUGUGCCCGCCAACCAGAAGACCAGCUUCGGCGCCUUCAAGACCAAGGCGGACAUCUAUGUGCGCGCCGUGAUGGCCAAUCCCGAGAGCCCACCGAAGAUUGACUGGGCCUACUACAAGGCUAUGGUGCCCGUGGCCGGCCUCGUCGAUAGCUUCCAGAAGCAGUACGAUGCCCUUACCGUGCCCUACCCCAAGGACACAGUCUCGCCCCAGGUGGACGCCGAGAUCAAGGAGUCGCAGUCGGAGAUUGCUUCCUACAAGAAGGUCUCGGAGCAGCGCAUCCAGAACUACCAGAAGGAGAUUGCCCAUCUGAAGUCGCUGCUGCCAUACGAUCAGAUGACCAUGGAGGAUUACCGCGAUGCAUUCCCCGACAGCGCACUGGACCCCCUCAACAAGCCAACCUUCUGGCCUCACACCCCCGAGGAGCAGGUCGGCUACAAGUCCAAGGAGCAAAUCGAGGCCGAGAAACAGGGACACCACUAAGAGCCCCUACCCGCACCUCACUCGAGAGCGCGUCGAUUCGAAAUGUAAAUCACGUUAAAGUAAAUUAAACAAAUUAAAGUCAUUUCAAAUGAAA